Molecule: messenger RNA, 2687 nt
Organism: Rubroshorea leprosula
Lineage: Eukaryota; Viridiplantae; Streptophyta; Magnoliopsida; Malvales; Dipterocarpaceae
Source: the annotation of a GenBank genome assembly
GCGCGUUCUUCUUCUUUCCUGUGACAGUACUUUCUCCAGAAUUCCCAACUCCCGAAGAUGUCCAUGGAAAAUCACCAAACCAGUGUUUUAUUAUUCAGUUUUUUUAUUUAAGUAAACGCCUAUGACCCUUUUCUGGGUGAUCUAAGCGUGACCUAUUGCCAUAACCAACGGACUAACUUGCUGUGACUCGAGCAAGCUGCCAUAUUUUCAAUGGCUCAAGAUUCUUCUGUUGCUGAAUCACACCAGAAAAAACCAGUUCUCUUAAAAGAACAAGUCCGUUUGGUUAAGAGAAAGGAUUCUGAUCGCUAUAAGAUUGUCCCAAUCCAAGAUACUUUGUCUUUCGAGAAGGGGUUCUUCAUAGUUAUCCGUGCAUGCCAAUUGCUAGCCCAAAAGAAUGAUGGAAUAAUAUUGGUGGGGUUAGCAGGUCCUUCUGGAGCUGGGAAGACUGUGUUUGCAGAAAAGAUACUCAAUUUCAUGCCAAGCAUUGCUGUUAUAUCAAUGGACAACUAUAAUGAUGCUAGUAGAAUUGUUGAUGGCAACUAUGAUGAUCCUCGUUUAACGGAUUAUGAUACAUUACUCAAGAAUCUCCAAGAUUUAAAGGCAGGGAAGGAAGCUGAGGCUCCAAUCUAUGACUUUAAGACUAGUUCUCGUAUAGGAUACAGGAUGCUUCAAGUGCCAAGUUCCCGUAUUGUAAUCAUCGAGGGAAUUUAUGCUUUGAGUGAAAAGUUGCGACCUAUACUGGAUCUUCGAGUAUCUGUCACAGGGGGAGUUCAUUUGGACCUUGUUAAACGAGUCUUGCGGGAUAUACAGCGUGCUGGACAAGAACCAGAAGAAAUAAUCCAUCAGAUAUCUGAAACGGUAUAUCCAAUGUACAAGGCUUUUAUUGAGCCAGAUCUCCAAACAGCACAUAUAAAAAUCAUAAACAAGUUCAACCCAUUUGCUGGAUUUCAAAGUCCCACUUAUAUUUUAAAGUCAGCAAGGAAGGUUACAGAGGAGCAAAUUAAAAAUGUUAUAUCAGAAGAACAUACAGAAACAAAUGAGCAGACUUAUGAUAUUUAUCUCCUACCACCAGGAGAAGACCCAGAAUCCUGUCAAUCAUAUCUCCGGAUGCGGAAUAAAGAUGGAAAAUACAAUCUUAUGUUUGAGGAAUUGGUGACUGAUGGUCCAUUUGUUAUAUCUCCAAGAAUUACUUUUGAAGUCAGUGUGCGUCUUCUUGGUGGACUUAUGGCUCUGGGAUACACAAUAACAACUAUCCUUAAAAGAAGCAGCCAUGUCUUCUCUGAUGAUAGGGUGUGUGUGAAAAUUGAUUGGCUAGAACAGCUAACUCGUCAAUAUAUUCAGGUGCAAGGAAAAGAUCGCAUAGUUGUCAAAUGUGUUGCUGAACAGCUUGGUCUAGAAGGUUCAUACAUUCCACAUACAUAUAUUGAACAGAUCCAACUUGAAAAGCUUGUAAAUGAGGUUAUGGCUCUGCCAGAGGAUUUGAAGACAAAACUCAGCUUAGAUGAGGAUUGUGUGUCAAGCCCCAAAGAAGCACUCUUACGAGCCUCUGCUGAUAUGGUUGCCAUGAGAAACAAGCAUCUGAAAAGAGGUAUGUCCCACUCAUAUUCAACUCAGCGGGAUAAGAAUCUAUCCAAGUUCACUGGAUAUACUGUGAACAACCAUAGGUUUGAUGAGAGGAACGAGUCAACAUCAGCUCUAGCAAAUCAGGGAGUCAUAACUCAGCUUUCAGAACAGAUUUCCUCACUAAAUGAGCGAAUGGAUGAGUUUACUACUCGAAUCGAAGAGUUGAAUUCCAAGCUGACAUUCAAGAAUAGUACUUCCAGCCAACAAAACAUGACUGUCCAAACUGAAGCAUGCAAUGGUUCUGCUCCCACUUCUUACUUUCUCUCUGGUUUAUGCAAUGGAUCCAUUAUGCCUAACUCUUCUUCCUCUCAGUUGGCUAAAGAGUCACCUCUAUUGGACGAGAUAUCAAGUAUUGCACGUGGACAACGGCAACUCAUGCAUCAGUUACACAACCUCAGCAAUCUUCUUCACAAGAACCUCGGAGAGGGACGUAACCAAGGAAAAGCACAAGGAAAAGGAAAAGCACAAGGAAAAGGCAUGAUGUGUGAUGCUGAGCCCAUUAAAGUUCCUCUAAUUUUAACAACACUAGCCAUUGGGAGCCUAGGAAUUUUCUUGUUCAGGGGCUUCUUCAAAGCUUAACCCAAAAUCGAUUCUCCUUCAGAUUUAUACUCAUUCAAAUCUUCUUUGGUCCUGCAUAGUUUUUUCGGCAGCGGCCCCCUUCUACUCCGGAAUGACAAAAACUGAUUGAUAGUUUAUGAGGUCGGAAAUAGAAGCUUCCAAGGAUAACUCGAGGAUUGGAAAGUAGAGAAGGGUGUUAUUGCAAAAUUUUCCACUUUGGAGGACCUUCAUAGUGAUGUUGCCAUUCUUAAAUCUACGAAACAGCUGAAAUUUGAAAUUUUUACAGUUUUGCUUCAACAGAAGUGAUGAUAAUAGCAUUCUUCUCUUCCUCAAUGUUUUCUAUUGAGUUUUUCCUUCUGCUUUAAAAGCUAAUAUUAUUUCUUCUCUUUGUGGACUGCUUUAUGAGAGGGUUUACCCUCUCUUUCUCAAAUUCCUCACCCCAUGGCAAGGUAAAAUUGUGUCAAGACAUCUUCUAAGGACUGUUAAAAUAAAAUUAUUCUAAAUAA